AUGACGAAAUUGAACCAGGAACGAAAUCAAAACCUGUUUUAAGAUGACGACGAUUACAACGAUGAUGGCAAAGGAUAUCAGCAUACUCAGGAGAGAUAUAAUGAUUAGCAGCAAUAGCAAAACCAAAAACAAGGAGGCCAAUAAUUUAUUAAAAAAUCUGACUCUGAUCCUCAAAUGGAUGUAAACUCAGAGGAUGAAGUCUAAAAACCCCUCAUUUAAAAGCCUAAGUUACCAAGAUGCUACGGAUUGAAGAAAUUUUUCGGAUUGGUUGUAUCUCGUGAGAAAAGAACACUGUAUAUGAGUGGAAGAGCUAUCCCAAGAAGGUAUUCUCCCAACAGAAUAAGGAAUUAAAAAUACAAUAUUCUUACCUUUAUUCCUGUGGUUCUAUUCAAUUAGUUCAAAUUCUUUUUCAACCUAUUUUUCCUCUUAAUUUGUCUUUCACAAUUCAUACCUGCCUUGAAAGUUGGUUUCUUAUUCACAUAUAUCGCUCCUUUGGCAUUUGUGCUGUUCAUCACUCUAAUGAAGGAAGCAUGGGAUGACUUAUAAAGAUAUUCAAGGGACAAGGAACUCAACAACAAAAAACAUGAGAAGCUGACACUUUCUGGUAAUUAUGAAAUGGUGACAUCAGCAAACAUGAAGGUUGGAGAUAUCAUUAAGGUGCAUUAAAACCAAAGAAUACCAGCUGAUAUGCUGCUUCUGUACACAACUGAGAAGAAUGGUGCAGUUUUCAUCAGAACUGACUAGUUGGAUGGUGAGACUGAUUGGAAACUUAGAAAAGCAGUUACUUUCACCUAAAAGGUUCACCCAUGCGAACAGAUUAUUAAUAUGGAUGCUCAUGUAGUUGCCAAUCCUCCCAAUGACUAAAUUUAUGACUUUAAAGGUUAUUUCUAAAUGGGAAGAGACACGGAAAGCAGUCAGAGAGAGGGUCUAUCUCUUGAAAACUCACUUUGGGCUAAUACUGUUUUGGCUUCAACUGGAUUCAUUCUAGGUUAAGUACUAUACACUGGCAAAGAAACUAGAUCAGCUAUGAACGCAAGAGAGCCCAGUACUAAGAUGGGAAAACUAGAUUAGGAAGUUAAUAGACUUUCAAAGUUCUUGUUCUUCUUUAUGAUCUGCAUUUCCCUCGGGAUAGUCGCAUUGGAUGAGUUCAAAGGAUUUUGGAUCAUUAAAUUCUUUAGAUUCGUUUUGAUUCUCUCCUACAUCAUUCCAAUUUCUUUGAGAGUCAACUUAGACAUGGCAAAGAUCUUCUAUUCUUAUUGUAUUUACAAGGAUAAAGAAAUAGAUGGGACGAUUCCUAGAAAUUCAACUAUCCCUGAGGAACUGGGCAGAAUACAAUAUCUACUAACAGACAAAACUGGUACUCUAACCAAGAAUGAUAUGAUUUUUAAGAAAGUAGCCAUGGAAUAUGCUCAAUUUGAUUUAGAAAAUCUACCAGAUUUAAAAACAAUGCUUGAUGAAAAUUGCGCAAGAUUUGAAGGUCCUAUGGGUGAUUUAGCAAAUAUAAGCAGCAACAGGAAGAACACCUAAGAGUCUUAAAAUCCAAAGAAUCCACUCUAAAGAGCAAAGGGCGGUAAGAGAAGAGAUUAAAACUUCAUGGUUAGAGAUAUGAUAACUUGCCUAGCACUAUGCCAUAAUGUAACCCCGACAUACCCAGAUCCAAAUGAUCCAACUAUCAGAGAUUUCUAGGCUAGUUCUCCUGAUGAAGUAGCUCUAGUAAAGUUCUCUGACUCCCUAGGCAUACAACUUCUAGAGCGUGACUAGUAAAAGAUCAUAAUCUAGAACACAGCUGGAGUUAAGGAGGAAUAUUAAGUACUAGCAAAUUUCCCUUUCAGUUCAGAGACUAAGAGAAUGGGUAUUGUUUUGAGACACUCUUAAUCAGGAAAACUUAUUUUCUAUCUUAAGGGUUCUGAUACCAUUAUGAAGAACAAAGUGAGACCUAAUCAAAGAGCAGUUAUUUUAGAGGCUUGCGAAAACCUUGCAAUGGAAGGACUUAGAACUUUAGUCAUUUCAUAGAAAUUAAUUGAAGAUGAGUUCUUUGAAUUCUGGCUUAGAAGAUACAAUGAGGCUAAGGCUGAUUUGAAUAAUAGAGAGACUCUGAUGGCUAACUGUGUUCUAGAGCUAGAGUAAGAUAUGGAGUUACUUGGUAUUACAGGAGUAGAAGACAAGUUACAAGAUGAAGUUGCUAUCACAAUUGAAAGCUUAAGAUCAGCCGGUAUCAAAGUCUGGAUGCUAACAGGAGAUAAGGUUGAAACUGCUACUUGUAUUGCUAUGUCUGCAGGUUUUAAGAGCAAGAAGCAACACUUCUUCUAUAUAAAGGAACAAAGAGAGCUAAAACAAGUAGAGUAUCUUAUCAAGGAAUUCUCAAGAAAGACUGAUAAUGUUCUCAUGAUAGAUGGUGAUAGUCUAGAUGUCAUCCUUUAAUCAAAAGCACUUGAAGAGGCAUUUUUCUCUAUUGCAACUUUAGCACCUUCAGUUUGUGUUUGCAGGUGCUCACCAACUUAAAAGGCACUUAUAGUGAGAAAAAUUACUGAUUAUACCUAGAAGAGAACUGCUGCUGUUGGAGAUGGUGGAAAUGACGUCGGCAUGAUUUUAGAAGCCAAUGUAGGAAUAGGUAUAGUAGGAAAAGAAGGAAAGCAAGCAUCUCUCGCUUCAGAUUUCUCGAUUAACUAAUUCUCAUACCUAAGAAGACUCAUACUUUGGCACGGAAGAUUAUCAUACAAAAGAUCAGCAGUCCUAUCUCAAUUCGUUAUUCAUAGAGGACUCAUCAUAUCAAUUAUUCAAGCCAUUUUCUCAAUUAUUUUCUACUUUGUUGCUAUUCCAAUUUACAAUGGCCUAUUGAUGCUUGGAUACUCAACUAUAUACACUAACUUACCAGUCUUUUCACUAGUAUUCGAUGAGGAUGUCAAUGUAUCUGCUGUUAUGAAGUUCCCACCACUUUACUCUACACUUCAAAAGGGAAGAUCACUUUCAACAAAGACCUUCUUAAUUUGGCUCUGGAAAUCUAUCUUUUAAGGCUGUGUAAUUAUGUUGGCCACUGUUAUGUUCUUCAACGAGUCAUUCACAAACAUCGUCACAAUUACCUUCUCAGCCUUAAUCAUUAUUGAACUACUUAACGUUUACUCAGAGAUUAACAAGCCAAACUGGAAAAUGAUAGUAUCAUCUGUGUUUACAUUUGUAGUUUAUAUUCUAAGUAUUGCACUUUUAAGAUCAUAUUUUGAUACUUCCUAUAUCACCUGGUAAUUCGUUCUGAAGGUACUUGCUAUCACAUUACUUAGUUGGCUUCCUCUACACGUUGCUAAAUGGAUAAUCAUGAAGAUAGAUCCUACCGAGCAACAGAAAAUUAUGAGGCAAGAGCACUGA
Messenger RNA from Stylonychia lemnae, 3360 nucleotides. Lineage: Eukaryota; Ciliophora; Spirotrichea; Sporadotrichida; Oxytrichidae. The record is from the annotation of a GenBank genome assembly.